AUGUUGGCGUCAAGCGGCGCUGAGCUGCGAGGGAGGAUCUGCAGAGCUUUGCGGCUGAACCUGGCAUCGUUCUUUGCAUUUCGCGUGGCCCAUGAUGGGCCCAUGAUCCUAUCCUUCCAAGCCCGGCAGCUCCUGGCCAUGAUGACGCGCCACCCUCAAUCCCUCGAGCUGUGGCGCCGGAUUGCGCCCUUGGAGCGCCACUGCGAGCGCGUGGCAGAGAUGUGCACUGUGGCCCAGAGCACCUUCCCUGUCCAGGCUCCGGCGGAGUGGCGGGAGCUCUUCGGCUUCGACGUGCUGGAGUACGGCUGGCUUCGAGAGCUCUUUGAGAUGCAGUGGGCAGAGGCCACCUUCCAGGCUCUCUCCUUUCUGAUCCCGAGCCUACGGAAGCGAUUCGGAGAUUUCGGAGCCAUAAACGUGGACGUGGAUUCGUCCCUUUUCAGCUCUCAGGCUCCCUGCGCCAAGCUGGCCAAGAGCUCAAGGGAGAAGCUGGGCCUCGGAAGGGUGUCCUGGCGGCAGGCACAUGGCAGGGAUUGGCUCCGGCAUCGUCUGGCAGUGCUCGAGCACUGCUUGAGACGAGAGUUCAGGAAUCUCACCCAAGACUUCGGCGUGGAUGCUGCCAGUCGCAUCUUCCACUUCCGCAAUGCCCAGGAAGGGGGCGCCUGGGCAGAGCUACUGCACCUGGCCAGGCUAGAUACCCACGACCGCGUCAUGUUGCAGUCGUCAGGUGCCCACUGGAUCUUGAGCCGAACGAAACCAACAGGAGUGCCUGCGGGACGGGAUGCCAGGGCGCCGGCCUGGGCGAUUGGCCACCUGUGCAUGGGAGCUCACGCCGCUGGGACGGCCCGGGCA
Molecule: messenger RNA, 849 nt
Organism: Symbiodinium natans
Lineage: Eukaryota; Dinophyceae; Suessiales; Symbiodiniaceae
Source: the annotation of a GenBank genome assembly